Molecule: messenger RNA, 1717 nt
Organism: Nematostella vectensis (starlet sea anemone)
Lineage: Eukaryota; Metazoa; Cnidaria; Anthozoa; Actiniaria; Edwardsiidae
Product: endophilin-A2
Exons: 9
Coding region: 157-1203 (348 amino acids)
Cellular component (GO): cytoplasm
Molecular function (GO): protein binding
Source: RefSeq, a predicted model, not a curated record
AGAUUACGCUGGCACAGUCUUAUCUGUGUAGGCUCUCAUCCUACUAGUUCGACGUGUUUCCGUUGCGUACCGAUAUUUCGUAUUUCUCUUCUAUUUUAUUUCUUUCCGGCUCGGCAUAUAGAUAACUUCUCCAAGCUAUAGAGUUCUUCUAUCACCAUGUCGUUCGCGGGGUUCAAAAAACAGAUCAACAAAGCGAAUCAGUACAUGAGUGAAAAGAUUGGGAGCGCUAAAGGCUCACAGUUGGAGGAAGAAUUUGUAGAGUUGGAAAGGAAAACAGACUCAACUGCAAAACUUAUUGAAGAUGUAUUACAUAAAACAAAGGAAUACUUGCAACCAAAUCCAGCUGCUCGUGCCAAGCUUUCUAUGCAAGGGGCAGUUCACAAGGUUCGAGGUGAAGCCCGCAGUACAAGGUACCCCCAACCUGAGGGCAACCUAGGGGAGACCAUGGUGAAGGGAGGCCAAGAUCUGGGAGACACAUCUUUAUUUGGGCAAGCAAUGGUCGAGGCUGGUGAGACAUUCUUGCAACUAGCUGAGGUCAAAGAUGCACUAGAUGCAAAUGUCAAACAGAACUUUUUAGAUCCUUUAACGCAACUUGAAAACAGAGACAUUAAAGAGAUUAUGCAACAUAGAAAGAAGAUGCAAGGCAGACGUCUUGACUAUGAUUGCAAAAAGAGAAAAUCUAAUAAACUGCCUCUUGAGGAUAUACGAAUAGCUGAAGAGAAGUUUGAAGAAUCCAAGGAACUUUGUUAUAACUCCAUGAUGAAUCUUCUGGAUGGAGAGGCUGAGCAGAUAAGCCAAUUGAGUGCUCUAUCAGAAGCCAUCCUUGACUACCACAAGCAUGCCGCUGAGGUGAUGCAGAGCCUUGUGUCCACCUUGAAUGACAGGGUGACGGAGGCGUCCAGUCGCCCUCGCAGUGAGCGACCAUCUUUUACGCCCAAGUUCAAUGAUGAUGAUGAUAGUAGCAGUGGUGGUGGCAGCAUGCCCUCGUUACCUACUCCAACCCCGUCCGCCCCGCCCCCAUCAUCAGGCGGCAAGGAGAAAGUCAAAGCUUUGUAUGACUUUGAGCCUGAAAAUGACGGUGAGCUAGGUUUCUCUGAAGGAGACAUCAUCACCAUCGAGUCCACUGUGGACGAAAACUGGCUGGAAGGCAGUGUACAUGGCCGCACGGGUCUCUUCCCUCGAAACUACGUGGAAUCUAUGUAGACAACACCUGUAUUUGGUCACAGUAUAUUAUUUAGCAAAGAAAUUCUUCACAUAUUGAAAUAGAAAAGGAUCUGACGGGAAUUUACGUUAUUGGUGCAAUUUAAUCAUCUGGUAUAAUCAGAGGGUGUAAUUAGAGGCCAGGUAGGGACCUAUGGUGCGUUUAGCGAGUAGCAUCUAGGAAACAUUAUAAGGCAUGCGAGAAAAGGUUUAGAUAAUGGAAUUAGCAAAUGAGUAUUCCCUCGACUCCCCUCGCAGUGGCGGUCCCAUGGAUCAUAUCGUUGAUAGAAACCAUCAAAGGGCGGAUCCGUCACUAAUAUAUACCAGGGUGGUUCCAUAGGGGAUAAAUGCUUUUUCUUUGAGUGCAAUUAUGUCGCCUGUGUGAUGCGACCCUGAACUCAGUGAUGUCUCCUAUUAGGGUUUAGUCGAGAUAGUGUGGAAAGGUAAAUACUAGCAAAUAGAAUGCUCUGUCAAAAUUUUUGAUCAAUGUUAAUCAGAAACGACUGCGUAAAUAGUA